AUGCUCUGGCAACUUGCAAUCGUGACUAUUAUUGUCAACGCAGUCGCAGCUUGGUCUCCUACAAAUAGCUACGCUCCAGGGAACGUUAGCUGUGCCGAUGACAUCACUCUGGUGCGAGAAGCUUCUGGCUUGUCCGCCAACGAAACUGCAUGGUUGAAAAAAAGAGAUGCGUACACCAAAGACGCGCUAAAAACCUUCCUGGACCGUGCUACCCAAAACUUCACAAAUACUUCUUUUGUCGACACGCUUUGGAGCACGGGCCAAAUCCCCAAACUCGGCGUGGGCUGCUCUGGCGGUGGCUACAGAGCAAUGCUCAGCGGCGCAGGAAUGCUGUCUGCAAUGGACAACAGAACCGUCGGAGCCAACGACCACGGUUUGGGAGGCUUACUGCAAAGUGCCACAUAUCUUGCAGGUCUCUCUGGUGGUAAUUGGCUAGUGGGAUCGCUUGCAUGGAAUAACUGGACAUCUGUUCAGGACGUGAUCGACAAUCGGGGCAAAGACAACGAGCUCUGGGACAUCAGCAACUCGCUUCUAAAUCCUGGUGGAGUCAACAUUUUGAGCAGUGCAUCUCGCUGGGACCACAUCUCCGAUGCGGUCGAGGCGAAGGACGACGCCGGCUUCAAUACUUCUCUAACGGAUGUCUGGGGCCGAGCCCUAUCCUACGAAUUUUUCCCCACCCUCUACCGCGGUGGAGAAGCCUACACAUGGUCUACUUUGAGAGAUGCAGACGUGUUCAAAAACGCAGAAAUGCCCUUCCCCAUUUCAGUCGCAGAUGGAAGAUACCCUGGAACGGAAAUUAUCGAUUUAAACUCCACUUUGUUUGAAUUCAAUCCCUUCGAGAUGGGGUCUUGGGAUCCUUCGCUAAACGCCUUCACCGACGUCAUGUACCUGGGAACGAACGUCUCGAACGGCACACCCGUCGCGCAGGGCAAAUGCGUAGCGGGCUUUGACAAUGCAGGCUUCAUAAUGGGAACAUCUUCCACUUUGUUCAACCAAUUCUUGCUGCAGUUGAACACCACCUCUUUGAGCUCCUUCAUCAAAGGAAUCGUUGGCGAUUUUUUGAAGGACUUGUCAAGCGACUACGAUGAUAUUGCCAUCUACGAGCCCAAUCCUUUCAAAGACACCCCAUACGUUGCAUCUAACUACAGUCAGAGUAUCGUCGAGUCCGAAAAUCUCUUCUUAGUCGAUGGUGGUGAAGACGGGGAAAACAUUCCUUUGGUACCAAUGUUGCAGGAGGAAAGAGAUUUGGACGUUAUUUUUGCUUUGGACAACAGUGCUGACACCGAUGAGUACUGGCCAGCCGGAUUGUCUUUGAUUGCAACCUACGAACGUCAAUUCGGUCCGCAAGGAGAAGGUCUCGCUUUCCCUUACGUGCCAGAUGUUAACACAUUUGUCAACAAAGGACUGAACACCAAACCUACCUUUUUCGGGUGUGAUGCCUCGAACUUGACAAGCUUGGCGCGUACCCCACCAUUGAUCGUGUACAUGCCCAACAACCGUCAGUCCUACAACUCUAAUACCAGCACAUUCAAGAUGUCCUACAGCUCUAACCAACGCAUGCACAUGUUCCAAAACGGAUUUGAGGCUAUAACACGAAACAACAUGACCGAUGACUCGGGAUUUGCGGGCUGUGUUGCCUGCGCCAUCAUGAGACGCAAACAAGAAUCUUUGAACAUCACUUUGCCCCAGGAAUGCACUCAGUGCUUCAAAGAUUAUUGCUGGGAUGGAAAAAUUGAGACAUCUGGUGCCGGAGUCAGUACUGUGGGGACCUACAGCGGUUCGAUCUCCUUCCAAACGGACGCUGCUUCGGCAACGGGAAGUUCCUCAUCAACAGCGUCAAGUUCCAGUAAGCAAAAUGCGGCCGCUCAGAUGUAUCCAACUUACAGCACAGGCUGGAUCAUUGGAACCAUUACCGUAUUAGGCUCAGUUCUUGGUCUGAUGUAA
Molecule: messenger RNA, 1944 nt
Organism: Lachancea meyersii CBS 8951
Lineage: Eukaryota; Fungi; Ascomycota; Saccharomycetes; Saccharomycetales; Saccharomycetaceae
Source: the annotation of a GenBank genome assembly